This is a messenger RNA of Paramecium sonneborni, 171 nucleotides long. NCBI's taxonomy places the organism in Eukaryota, Ciliophora, Oligohymenophorea, Peniculida, Parameciidae. The record is from the annotation of a GenBank genome assembly.
AUGUUUUAAUUCAAAAUUUACCUUCAUUUCAAGCGAUUGCUCACUAGUUACCAUCAGUCUUUGAAAGUAGAAUAACAAGAGUCAGAAAUAUUUUAGAUAAGGUAGUGCAUACUGCUCAUGAAAAUUACCUCCACAUAUUCAAUCAAUAGGAUUUUAAAGAACAAUAAAUGA